AUGCUGGACUGGAAGGGCUACGCCGCUUUGCGGUCUCCUACGCAUUCGCUGAACCAUGCCAUUGUAGGGUUCAUUUCUCAGUGCCGCGUCGGGCCGGUUGAACUAGAUGCUCGAGAUCGUCUUCUUUCUCUCGUUCGUAGUGCCUCGUAUGACCUCUGCGCCCAGAUAACCUUCGAGGGUUUUGGUUCGUGGGAGGUAGGCUUAGCAAACCCGUCAUCUGACAUAGACAUCCAAAUUGUCCGGCCUGGUAAGCGUUCCUUUGCAAUACCUCACCUGAUUAACAACUUGAAGCAAGCUUUUUCGGUAGUUGACUACCCUGUCACAGUGGAUCCAGCUUACUUGCGUUUAUGCCACGAUCAAUCUGGUUUGGAAGUGGAGUUGUAUGUGUUUGACGAAGGGCGUUACGAGGAAUGCCUUUCGCGAAACAGCCGGGCUAUGGCUGCAUUCUUUUCUGCAAAUCCUAUUCUUUGUGCUCUUUACAUGAUAAUCAAGCAUUUACUUAAAAGGGAGUCUUUGUACUGUCCGGGAGAUACCGCAAAAGGCGUUCCACUAGAGUACGCGGACGAUGAUGAAGAGGUCGUGCAGCCGGUGGGGCCUACUGCGCAAAAGCCUGGCAUAAGUGGGUAUGUGCUUUGUUGGUUGAUAAUAGCUUUUGCCCGAAAUGGGCUCCAAGAGAUGGGCGAAGAGCCGUUACUGGACUCCAGUACUUCGCUUUAUACUAUUGGAGAGAUUCUCAUUUUGUUCUUACACUACUAUGCACAUGUUUUCAACUACGAUCUCUACUAUCUGCAGGUUGAAAGCGAAUUACGUACGGAGAUCUCGAGUCUCAGAAGAAGCACAGAAGCACGGCACUUACUGAAAGAUAAAAGAACACAGUUGAGGUUGGGCAUACACGACAGCCCCAACGGAGUCCGAGUGUGCCGGGUUCCACCAACAAGUACUCUAUAUGAAGUCAUGCGUCGGGUUGUGCCAUUGGAGGCUCUACCGCUUGUUAUCCUGAACGCAGAGUUAGGCAUAAAUAUUACUGAAAAGGUGUGUGACUAUGACUCAGUCAGAAAACUAUUUCAAGACACGCUCUCACUAUUGAAAGGAUAUGUGGAGGGAACAGUCCGAGUACUUGAUCUGAAUACAAUUUUGGGAUUCACAGAAGACUACUGGGCGCGGCGGAACAGGAUAUCUUCAUUUGUGACGAAGGGCAGAGCCGUGGCUUAG
Giardia duodenalis is the source of this 1212-nucleotide messenger RNA. RefSeq lists its product as uncharacterized. Gene Ontology annotation, biological process: RNA 3'-end processing. Gene Ontology annotation, molecular function: mRNA binding; poly(A) RNA polymerase activity. The transcript has a single exon. The coding region runs from base 1 to 1212 and encodes 403 amino acids. Gene Ontology annotation, cellular component: nucleolus; TRAMP complex. The record is from RefSeq and is a predicted model, not a curated record. Lineage: Eukaryota; Fornicata; Diplomonadida; Hexamitidae.